This is a messenger RNA of Trametes versicolor FP-101664 SS1, 3195 nucleotides long. Its product is annotated as assimilatory sulfite reductase. The coding region runs from base 1 to 3195 and encodes 1064 amino acids. NCBI's taxonomy places the organism in Eukaryota, Fungi, Basidiomycota, Agaricomycetes, Polyporales, Polyporaceae. The transcript is spliced from 3 exons. The record is from RefSeq and is a predicted model, not a curated record. Gene Ontology annotation, cellular component: cytosol. Gene Ontology annotation, molecular function: flavin adenine dinucleotide binding; FMN binding; sulfite reductase (NADPH) activity.
AUGGCCACGAACGCCCAGUCCGGGACUUCUACGCCCUUCUCCGCGACGACCACGCUCUCGGCUCCGCCCACCCCAAAACUGAAGGCCUCGCCGGCCAAUGAUCUGCAGAGCAUUGCAGAGUCUGGGGCUAUCACUGCGUCCACUCUCGUCGAGUACAUUGCUUCGCGCACAGCUUCCUCCUCUUCCGUCUUCGUCUACGACCUAGCCGAGCAGGCUGGCUUUGGAUCGCUCACCAAAUCUUGGGCGGAUGCCGGCAGCGAGACCGCCCCCGUCGUCUCUCUCCAGACCAGGGCUGGCGCGGGCCUCAGCCUGGUCGGCCGACUCUCUCAGGGCACCAGCAAGGAUGCUGCGAAAGGUGCCGUCCUGACCGCUUACACCACCCCCUCUGGGCUGGCCGCGAUGGUCCAGUCCCUCACCUACCUGCCCCCCGCGACCCCGACGAGCCGCCUCGUUAUCCAGGUGCCCACCGUGAGGCCCGUGGGCGAGCAGUUCGCGCUCUCUCCCACGCUCGCCCCGUUCACCCCCGCGCUCGCGCUCCUCCCCGAGGGCUUCACCGUGCUGCUCUCCGCGACGCCGCAGGAGGCGGUCGACCUCGCCGCGCUCUCGUACCAGCUGACGGACACCCAUGUCAUCCACCUCUUCGACCACCACGGCUCCGCGCGCGAGACCGGGCACGUCGCGACGCCCCCCAUCGUCCUCCCGGAACCCGGGCUGUCGCUGGAGGAGGGCCUGAAGAAGGCGGGGAUCAGCGCGUUCGAGUACGCUGGAGACCAGGAUGCGCAGACGGUCGUCGUGCUGCUCAACGGCCCGCUCGCGCUCACCGCGAAGGCACUCGCAAGCCGUGUCUCUGGCCUCGGCGUCGUGAUCGUGCGCGUCCUGCGUCCAUGGGACGAGCAGGCGCUCCGCGCCGUGCUCCCCGCGUCCGUGAAGAAGGUGCACGUCUUCGACGAGGUGCCGACCGAGACGACGCAGGGUGCGCUCUACCUCGAUGUGUUCGCGGCGCUUCUGAACCCGCUCGAGCGCGGCCCCGUUGUGAAGGCGCACCGCGUCGUGCCCGCGCGCACGCAGGAGUUCCUGACCAACCCGACGUCCUUCCUCACGUUCGUCACCGACUUGCUGCCUUCGCCGGUUCCUAUACCCUCUCUGGCGGCACCGGACCUCAAGAAGCUACUCUUCUUUAGCACGCCCGAGGGCGCGCUGUCCGCGCUUCCGCGUAUGGUGGAAACUGUCUUCCUCCCGCACAAGGCGCUCUCAUCGCGCCUGCUCACGGACUACGACGUGCUGUCGAAGCCCGGAGGCGUCACCGCGGACCGCAUCGUUCUGUCGUCUAAGCAGAACGACGCGCCAUUUGUACCGCUCUCUGCGGUCCUGCCCAUCUCACUUCGCAGUGAUGGUGUAGCGGAUUUCGUCGCCAUCCUUGACCCGGUGUUGCUGAAGUCCCACGACGUGCUCAGCCAUGCCGCUCCUGGCAAGCCGGUACUGGUGGUGACAGACGCAAAGGCCGCCGAGCUGGCCGCAAGUCUGCCUGCUGAGGUCACCGAGCUCAUCCGCGAGCGCAAUCUCCAUCUGUGCACCUUGGAUGCACGAAACGUCGUUUCCGAGCUUGCCAAAGGAAACGCUCACGUCCUCAAGGUACUGGAGAACGUCGUCGUGCUCCUCGCGUUCCUCCGACUAUACCUCGGUCAGGCCGCAACCGAGGACCUCGUCGCAAAGGUCGCACGCGCAGACCUGGGCGACAGCAUCCAAGGCGUAGACCUCACCGCGCUCGUCCACCGCUCAUGGACCAGCCUCGUCGAGAUCGACCUCUCCGCGCCCCCCACAGACCAGCCCGCCUCCACCCCCCUCAAGCGCUUCGAGUUCAACGCGAUCGCCGUCGAGACCGCCGCGGGCGACACCGUCGUAAACGGCGCGCGUCUCGGCUCGUGGCACGACGCCGCGAAGCACAUCCUCUUCCCCUCCGCCUUUACCCCUCCCGGGCUCGCCUCCGCCUCCCCCUCGGAGCAGAACCCCGCGCUGCGCCCGGAGCUGCCCGAGCGCACGUUCCUGAUCACGACGACGGUGAACCGGCGGCUGACGCCGCUCGAGUACGACCGCAACGUCUUCCACCUCGAGUUCGACACGCGCGGGACGGGCCUGCGGUACGAGAUCGGGGAGGCGCUUGGGGUGCACGGGUGGAACGACGCAGGGGAGGUCGCGGCGUUCUGCGCGUGGUAUGGGGUCGACCCGGAUAGGCUGGUGACGCUGCCUGUGCCGGGGACGGAUGGCGCGCGCGUGCAUACGCGCACGGUGUUCCAGGCGCUGCAGCAGCAGGUGGAUCUGUUUGGGAAGCCGACGAAGACGUUUUAUACGGAGCUGGCGGAGUAUGCAACGGACAUGGCAGACCAGUAUGCGCUGCGCUUCAUCGGCAGCCCCGAGGGCGUCGCGACGUUCAAGAAGCUGUCUGAGAAGGACACCGUCACGUUUGCGGAUAUCUUGCUCCGUUAUGGUAGCGCGCGUCCGGGCAUUGAGGUGCUCUGCGAGCUCAUCGGAGACGUCAAGCCCCGCCAUUACAGUAUUGCGAGCUCGCAAUCCGUUGUCGGCGACCGCGUUGACCUGCUCGUCGUGAGUGUCGAUUGGGUCACUCCCAGUGGCUCUCCCCGCUACGGCCAGUGCACGCGCUACCUCUCCGGUCUCAAGGUAGGCCAGAAGGUCACGGUCUCCAUCAAGCCCAGUGUCAUGAAGCUGCCCCCGAGCAACACCCAACCCAUCAUCAUGGCCGGGCUCGGCACCGGCGCCGCGCCCUUCCGCGCCUUCCUGCAGCACCGCGCGCACCUCGCCGCGCAGGGCAUCCCCGUCGGGCCGACGUACUACUACUUCGGCGCGCGCCACGCCUCGCAGGAGUACCUCUACGGCGAGGAGAUCGAGGCGUUCAUCGCGGACGGGACCAUCGCGCGCGCCGGGCUCGCGUUCUCGCGCGACGGCCCGCGCAAGGUGUACAUCCAGCACCGCAUGCGCGAGCACGGGCCCGACCUCGCGCGCAUGCUCUGGGACGAGCAGGCCGUGUUCUACCUGUGUGGGCCGACGUGGCCGGUGCCGGACGUGUAUGAGGCGCUCGUGGACUCGUUGGUGGGGCAUGCGGGGGUGGGGCGGGAGGAGGCGGGGGCGUUCUUGGAGGGGCUGAAGGAGGAGGAGCGGUAUGUGCUGGAGGUGUACUAG